UUAAAUUCACUCUUCUCUCUCUGUCUCUCCCUCUCUCCAUAGCAAAUCUAGUUUCCCACUGUCGCGUCCCUAGUAGCCAGAAGCUCUCUCUCUGUCUCUCUCUCUGUCUCUGUCUCUCUCUCUCUCUCACACACACACACAAAUGGCACCAAAUAAUGAUGGAUCAGCUAAGAAAGUAAUGAACAAAGGAGCGUGGACAGAAGAGGAAGAUAAAAAACUGUCUCAGUACAUUGAAAUCCAUGGUGCAAAGAGGUGGACGACCGUUGCUAUCAAAGCAGGUUUAAAUCGAUGUGGGAAGAGUUGCAGAUUGAGAUGGCUGAAUUAUCUGAGACCCAACAUCAAAAGAGGCAACAUAUCAGAUGCAGAAGAGGACUUGAUACUUAGGCUUCAUAAGCUACUAGGGAACAGGUGGUCUUUGAUAGCUGGGAGACUUCCGGGUAGAACAGACAAUGAGAUAAAGAAUUACUGGAAUUCUCAUUUGAGCAAAAAAAUAAAUCACAAGGAGAAAGCAGUAGAAGUUACAACAACAAAAGAGACCAUGCCGCAGAAGCUCCGCGACAUCGUUCAAGGGGACAUAGAGGAUGUCAAAUUAGAAAUUGGGAACUCAGUGGGCAACUUCGAUGCCAACGAGUUCUUUGAUUUCACUGCUGCUGAUGCUUCCCAUGGUUUAGAAUGGGUGAAUAAAUUCCUAGGGUCCUAUAGUUUAGAGUCGGUGGAUAAUUUUCUUGAACUUGAGGAGGACCCUUGGAUCACCGAAAAUAGGUGAGCAGUAUCCAUUAAACCUGUGUUUUCUCCUUGAUUAAAUAAAAAUCAAAUGUUUGUUUUAUGGGUUAUAUAUGAUCGGUGUCCAUGUAAAGCAAGCAAGCUACUGCCAUCAUGUGGUUGAUAUAGCAGCCGGAGGGAGGUA
This is a messenger RNA of Juglans regia (Persian walnut), 907 nucleotides long. RefSeq names its product transcription factor MYB3-like. Gene Ontology annotation, biological process: cell differentiation. Lineage: Eukaryota; Viridiplantae; Streptophyta; Magnoliopsida; Fagales; Juglandaceae. Gene Ontology annotation, cellular component: nucleus. The transcript is spliced from 3 exons. Bases 143 to 766 code for a protein of 207 amino acids. Gene Ontology annotation, molecular function: transcription cis-regulatory region binding. The record is from RefSeq and is a predicted model, not a curated record.